AGCUCCUCCCCCGCUGUCUGUCACCGUAGCUCGGCCAAGUCAGCAGCAGCCAGCCGGCCGUCCAGCGGCAAGUUUUCGGGCGAAUUAACAAGAAAAGGCUCAGCAAGGCCCGAAAAUGAGUCAGUUCAAGGAGCGUUUCGUGACUCUGCUCCAUGAGAAGAACUUUGUGACAGAUCAGUUGGCAACGGCGGAACAAAAAACGGGAGUGAAGAGAGAGUACAUCGCCUUGGGUGCUCUGACUUUUAUCGGACUGUAUCUGCUGUUUGGAUACGGAGCCUCGCUGCUCUGCAAUCUGAUUGGCUUUGCCUAUCCAGCAUAUUUCUCCAUUAAGGCCAUCGAGAGCAACAAUAAGGAUGAUGACACACAGUGGCUGACCUACUGGGUUGUCUAUGGACUCUUCAGCAUCGUAGAGUUCUUCUCUGACAUCUUCCUCUUCUGGUUCCCCUUUUACUAUGCUGGCAAGUGUUUGUUCCUGAUCUGGUGCAUGGCUCCAGUGACGUGGAACGGUUCUGAAAUCUUGUACAAGCGUGUGAUCCGGCCAUUUUUCUUGAAACACCAGGCUACCAUGGACAAUGUGGUCAGCGAUCUGAGUGCCAAGGCAAAGAGCGUGACCGAGUCCGUCACAAAGGAAGCUGUUAAUCAGGUCCUCAACCAUCAGAAGGACCAGUAAGAAACAUGGGAAGACCUUCUGUGUGUGUGUGUGUGUGUGUGUGUGUUUGUGUGUGUGUGUGAGUAUGUGUUUCCUGGACGAGUGAAUGAGUGAGUGUAUAUGUGUUUGUUGUUUGGCUUUUGGUUUAGUGAACCAAAGAUUCACACCCGUGAAAAUAAAUAAAAGCUCAUUUGAUCACCCACAUCAGUUCACUGCCAUCGGUACCGCCAAGACAAUCAGACAACUGUGACCUAUUUAUGUGAGCUUAUUUUCUUUGUUGUAGUGUGACAAAAUGGAUGGAAUGAAAUGUGUGACAGCAAAAAUUAUGAUUGUGCACCUGCAGGUUUCGGCAACACUGGAGGUGUAGUCAAUAAUAUUCAGGUGCAUGUCUAAUUGAGCCAUUUGUGACUGAAAACACACAGAUAACACUACGGUUACAAAAGCAAGUUGCCUUGAGAUGUAUCAUAAACGGCAUAUUCUAACAUUACUCAAAAAUGGAGCUUUUACGUGUCAUUAAGUGUCUUCUUGCUCUUAAAAGCCUUAUUGUCAUAUGUGUCAAGCAGCAUUUAAAGUCUGUUUGAGCUUUAGGGAAAGUUCUCACUCCACACUUUAACUGGACAACCUCUGCCUUUUGAUAUGUCUUAAAUUAUCAUCUAAUUAUGAUGAAACAAUAAAACUGGAACCAUGAUGAACUGUA
This is a messenger RNA of Thunnus maccoyii (southern bluefin tuna), 1346 nucleotides long. RefSeq names its product Receptor expression-enhancing protein 6-like. Lineage: Eukaryota; Metazoa; Chordata; Actinopteri; Scombriformes; Scombridae. The coding region runs from base 116 to 670 and encodes 184 amino acids. The transcript has 6 exons. The record is from RefSeq and is a predicted model, not a curated record.